Periophthalmus magnuspinnatus is the source of this 1846-nucleotide messenger RNA. RefSeq names its product polypeptide N-acetylgalactosaminyltransferase 13. The coding region runs from base 31 to 1524 and encodes 497 amino acids. The record is from RefSeq and is a predicted model, not a curated record. Gene Ontology annotation, cellular component: Golgi apparatus. The transcript has 10 exons. NCBI's taxonomy places the organism in Eukaryota, Metazoa, Chordata, Actinopteri, Gobiiformes, Gobiidae.
AUUUCCCGAAGCCACGAGGGUCCGGGCGAGAUGGGCAAGGCCGUGUACAUCCCCAAAGAUGAGCAGGAGAAGAUGAAGGACCUGUUUAAGAUUAACCAGUUCAACCUGAUGGCCAGUGACAUGAUCGCUCUCAACAGGAGUCUGCCGGACGUCAGGCUGGACGGGUGCAAGACCAAGCUGUACCCAGACGACCUGCCCACCACCAGUAUAGUGAUCGUGUUUCAUAACGAGGCCUGGAGCACAUUACUGCGAACAGUACACAGUGUGAUCAGCCGCUCCCCCCGACACCUGCUGCUCGAGAUCAUUCUGGUGGACGACGCCAGUGAACGAGACUUUCUGAAGCAGAAGCUGGAGGCGUAUGUGCGUGGUCUGGAGGUGCCGGUGAAAGUGCUGAGGAUGGAGCAAAGGUCAGGCCUGAUCCGAGCGCGGCUGAGGGGAGCUGCUGCCACCAAAGGCCAGGUCAUCACGUUCCUGGACGCUCAUUGUGAAUGCACAGUGGGCUGGCUGGAACCCCUGCUGGCCCGUAUCAGAGAGGACAGGAGUGCAGUGGUGUGCCCCAUCAUCGAUGUGAUCAGCGAUGAGACAUUCGAGUACAUGGCCGGCUCCGACAUGACGUAUGGAGGCUUCAACUGGAAGCUGAAUUUCCGCUGGUACCCUGUUCCCCAGCGAGAGAUGGACCGACGAAAGGGCGACCGAACUCUGCCUGUCAGGACUCCCACCAUGGCAGGGGGCUUGUUCUCUAUCGACAAGUCGUACUUUGAGGAAAUCGGCAGCUAUGAUCCGGGCAUGGACAUCUGGGGCGGGGAGAACCUGGAGAUGUCUUUCAGGAUCUGGCAGUGCGGGGGCUCUCUGGAGAUCGUUACCUGCUCUCAUGUCGGCCAUGUUUUCCGCAAAGCUACACCGUACAGUUUCCCUGGAGGCACAGGUCAAGUCAUCAACAAAAACAACCGACGCCUGGCUGAAGUCUGGAUGGAUGAGUUCAAAGACUUCUUCUACAUCAUAUCUCCAGGCGUGAUGCGGGUGGACUACGGUGAUGUGUCUUCCCGCAAAGCCCUUCGUGAAGCUCUGAAAUGCCGGCCCUUCUCCUGGUACCUGGAAAACAUUUACCCCGACUCACAGAUACCAAGACGAUACUACUCCCUCGGCGAAAUCCGAAACGUGGAGACCAACCAGUGCGUGGACAACAUGGGCAGGAAGGAGAACGAGAAAGUGGGCUUCUUCAACUGUCACGGCAUGGGCGGCAAUCAGGUGUUCUCGUACACGGCGGAUAAGGAGAUCCGCACAGACGACUUGUGCCUGGACGUGUCUCGCCUCAAUGGGCCCGUGGUCAUGCUCAAGUGCCACCACAUGAAGGGCAACCAGAUGUUUGAGUACGACGCUGAGCGCCUGACCCUGCUCCACGUCAACAGCAACCAGUGCUUGGACAUGCCGUCGGAGGAGGACAAGAUGGUUCCCACGCUGAGAGACUGUAACGGCAGCCGCUCCCAACAGUGGCUACUGCGCAACAUGACCCUCAGCGCGUGACCUUUUGACCUUUGACCUCACCCUGACAGAAACAAAAACAAACAGAAACGCCGUCAUCUCCUUAGCAGGUGGCUCUUACCUCAUUCGCAGCAGAGCAUGAAACGGCGGCGGAGCAAGCUGCGCCUGCCUGAUCCGCGUCGUUAGCUUAGCGCGAGGUGUUGACGCGGCUAGGACCAUGUGCGAGGUGGGUAUGCACAGGGCUGAUAUGAAACACUCGCGCUGGGAGCUGCUAUCAUCACUGCUGCUUUUGUUGCCACUGGACAAACAAUUAGCAGGAGAGCUAUUCAGACAAUGUGCACUGUAAUUUGUCCAUAUCUGGUGA